UUCUUGUAAAAAUAGUCCCUUGAUUUCGAAAUUCUUGAGAAAUAAAAUACUCUAUAUGCCAAUAAAAAAUCCUGUGAGUUCAGAAAUUGCAUUACUUUUAGCUCAUGCUAUUAUGAUCUGAAUUGAGGAGGGAACGGUGUCGAUUUGGAGAAGAUGGGAUUCAACGGUGUCGUUUUGCCUAUCCAGACGAUUACAGCAACGCGCACGAAGCUAUCUAAGAUGCACAAGGAGAAGGAACAUAUUGUACAUUGGAUUUUCAAAUUCUCAAGACGUCGUAAGAAGAUUCUCUUCUUAAUCUCCACUCUUGUCUUCAUUCGCCUCCUUUACGUCUGGAGAGGUGAAGAUGGCCAGGAUAUUGAAGUUCCUCCGAGUCAGCAUUUCAGUGUCAUUACAAAUAAAGAGCAAAUAAGCGAUAUCCAGAAUAACUUAUCUUACGUGAGAAAAGCUGUUAAAGCAUAUCGACCUCGUCCUCCUCCAUAUUUUCACGGCUAUAAACUUCCUCAAGAACAUCCUUGUAACAGAUUCACUUUACCUCCUCCACCAGCUGACAAAAAAAGAACCGGACCACGCCCAUGUCCGGUUUGUUACCUUCCAUUGGAAGAAGCAAUCGCCUUGAUACCAAGCUCACCAUCUUUUUCCCCUGUUCUUAAGAAUCUAACAUAUAUACAUGAGGAGCCACUAAACCGAAAAACAGAGUUUGGAGGGUCAGAUUUUGGCGGCUAUCCGACUUUGAAACAGAGGAGAAGAUCUUUUAACAUCAAAGGAUCGAUGAGCGUGCAUUGCGGAUUUGUCAAAGGACCUGAACCUGGAAGAGGAACAGGAUUUGAUAUCGAUGAGACUGAUCUUCUUGAAAUGAAGCGGUGUCGAGGGAUAGUUGUUGCUUCAACAGUAUUUGAUGCUUUUGAUGAUGUGAAGAGCCCGAGCAAUAUUAGUAAAUAUUCAGAGCAAACGGUUUGUUUCUUCAUGUUUGUUGAUGAAAAAACUGAAUCAAGCUUGAAGAGAGAUAAAAGCUUUAAUAGCACCACCAGUAAAGUAGGAUUAUGGAGAGUUGUAGUUGUUCAUAAUCUUCCUUAUACAGAUGGAAGGCGCAAUGGAAAGGUGCCAAAGCUUCUUGUCCAUAGGCUAUUUCCGAAUUCUCGGUAUUCUAUAUGGGUUGAUGGGAAAUUAGACCUUGUGGUCGAUCCACAUCAAAUUCUCGAGAGGUUCUUGUGGAGGGAAAAUGUCACAUUUGCAAUCUCUAGACAUUACAAAAGGUUUGAUGUGUUUGUGGAAGCGGAAGCAAAUAAAGCUGCGGGUAAAUAUGCUAAUGCGUCUAUCGACUUUCAAGUGAAUUUCUACAAGAAUGAAGGUUUAACACCUUAUUCCCCUGCGAAGCUCCCAAUCACAAGCGAUGUACCAGAAGGAUGUGUCAUCUUAAGAGAGCAUGUUCCAAUUAGCAAUUUAUUUACUUGCCUUUGGUUCAAUGAAGUUGAUCGCUUCACUUCUAGAGACCAAAUCAGUUUCUCAACAGUGAGAGACAAGAUAGCUGCAAAAAUAAAAUGGAAUGUGAGCAUGUUUCUAGACUGCGAAAGACGCAACUUUGUGGUUCAGAGAUAUCAUCGAGCAGAUCAAGAGAAACUGAAGAAGAAACAGUCUCCAAUGGCCAUUCUUCCUCCACCGGCAUUGAUCAGCAGCUAUUUGCCUAGAAAGUUGUCUAAUAUGAGCCACGUCGUAAGCAGAACGCCUCCCAGUAGGCGAGGAAGAGACAAACAAUCUACUUUGCCUACAAGAUUACCACAGACAGCUUAAAGAGAAUUGGUUGGUUACUUGACUCAAAAUAUUCAAAUUUCAAUCUUUUAAUGUGUAUAUGUAUGCACUAAAAACGAAACAUUGUAAUUGGACAUCAGAUUAUCAAGAAAGUGUCUUUUUAUUCA
This is a messenger RNA of Eutrema salsugineum, 1913 nucleotides long. RefSeq lists its product as uncharacterized. The record is from RefSeq and is a predicted model, not a curated record. NCBI's taxonomy places the organism in Eukaryota, Viridiplantae, Streptophyta, Magnoliopsida, Brassicales, Brassicaceae. The coding region runs from base 154 to 1788 and encodes 544 amino acids. The transcript has 8 exons.